UCCUGAGGUGGCGGCGGCGGCGUCUCCGACGGAGGAGGAGGAGGGCGGGGAAGGAGGAUGGAGCAAGCUGGGGGUUGGGGUUGGCGCUAGCCGCAGCGGCUUGUCUCGUACUGUGGGAGAGCGGCGGCUGCUUCUGGAAGUUGUGGUGUCGGGAGCCCAGCCGGUGCCGCCGCAGCCGCCGCCUAGGGCGGUGGGAAGGAGGAGGGAGCCGCGGGGCUUGGCGGGGGUCGGGAGGGAGGGACGUGCUGGGGGAGCGAGCUGGGGAAGCCGGAGCGGGCUCUGCGCCGGGCGGGCGGGCGGCGGGGGGGCCAGCGACCGCAGCCGGGGGGACGCGGGAGGAUGGAGCAAGUGGAGAUCCUGAGGAAAUUCAUCCAGAGGGUCCAGGCCAUGAAGAGUCCCGACCACAAUGGGGAGGACAACUUCGCCCGGGACUUCAUGCGGUUAAGAAGAUUGUCUACCAAAUAUAGAACAGAAAAGAUAUAUCCCACAGCCACUGGAGAAAAAGAAGAAAAUGUUAAAAAGAACAGAUAUAAGGACAUACUGCCAUUUGAUCACAGCCGAGUUAAAUUGACAUUAAAGACUCCUUCACAAGAUUCAGACUAUAUCAAUGCAAAUUUUAUAAAGGGUGUCUAUGGGCCAAAAGCAUAUGUAGCAACUCAAGGACCUUUAGCAAAUACAGUAAUAGAUUUUUGGAGGAUGAUAUGGGAAUACAAUGUUGUGAUCAUUGUAAUGGCGUGCCGAGAAUUUGAGAUGGGAAGGAAAAAAUGUGAGCGCUAUUGGCCUUUGUAUGGAGAAGACCCCAUAACAUUUGCACCAUUUAAAAUUUCUUGUGAGGAUGAACAAGCAAGAACAGACUACUUCAUUAGGACACUCUUACUUGAAUUUCAAAAUGAAUCUCGUAGGCUGUAUCAGUUUCAUUAUGUGAACUGGCCAGACCAUGAUGUUCCUUCAUCGUUUGAUUCUAUUCUGGACAUGAUAAGCUUAAUGAGGAAAUAUCAAGAACAUGAAGAUGUUCCUAUUUGUAUUCAUUGCAGUGCAGGCUGUGGAAGAACAGGUGCCAUUUGUGCCAUAGAUUAUACAUGGAAUUUACUAAAAGCUGGGAAAAUACCAGAGGAAUUUAAUGUAUUUAAUUUAAUACAAGAAAUGAGAACACAAAGGCAUUCUGCAGUACAAACAAAGGAGCAAUAUGAGCUUGUUCAUAGAGCUAUUGCCCAACUGUUUGAAAAACAGCUACAACUAUAUGAAAUUCGUGGAGCUCAGGAAGUUACUGAUGGAGUGAAUGAAAUUAACACUGAAAACAUGGUCAGCUCCACAGAUGCUGAAAAACAAGAUUCUCCUCCUCCAAAACCACCAAGGACCCGCAGUUGCCUUGUUGAAGGGGAUGCUAAAGAAGAAAUAUUGCAGCCACCAGAACCUCAUCCAGUGCCACCCAUCUUGACACCUUCUCCCCCUUCAGCUUUCCCAACAGUCACUACUGUGUGGCAGGAUAAUGAUAGAUACCAUCCAAAGCCAGUGUUGCAUAUGGUUUCAUCAGAACAACAUUCAGCAGACCUCAACAGGAACUACAGUAAAUCAACAGACCUUCCAGGGAAAAGUGAAUCAACAGUUGAACAAAUAGAUAAAAAAUUGGAACGAAAUUUAAGUUUUGAGAUUAAGAAGGUCCCUCUCCAAGAGGGACCAAAAAGUUUUGAUGGGAACUCUCUUUUGAAUAGGGGACAUGCAAUUAAAAUUAAAUCUGCUUCACCUUGUAUAACUGAUAAAAUCUCUAAACAACAGGAAUUAAGUUCAGAUCUAAAUGUCGAUGAUAUUUCUCAGAAUUCUUGUGUGGACUGCAGUGUAACACAAUCAAACAAAGUUCCAGUUACUCCACCAGAAGAAUCACAGAAUUCAGACACACCUCCAAGGCCAGACCGCUUGCCUCUUGAUGAAAAAGGACAUGCAACGUGGUCAUUUCAUGGACCUGAAAAUGCCAUACCCAUACCUGAUUUAUCUGAAGGCAAUUCCUCAGAUACCUACUAUCAAACUAUGAAAACUGUGAGUUUAACAACAAGUCCUACAACACGAGUUGAAACCCAUGAUCUUGUGGAUCAUAACACUUCACCUCUCUUCAGAACACCCCUCAGUUUUACUAAUCCACUUCACUCUGAUGACUCGGACUCAGAUGAAAGAAACUCUCAUGGUGCUGUGACCCAGAAUAAAACUAAUAUUUCAACAGCAAGUGCCACAGUUUCUGCUGCCACUAGCACUGAAAGUAUUUCUACUAGGAAAGUAUUGCCAAUGUCCAUUGCUAGACAUGAUAUAACAGGAACAAUACAUUCAGGUGCUGAAAAAGAUACACCUGUAAGAUCUGAAUGGAGUGAACUUCAAAGUCAGGAACGAGCUGAACAAAAAAAGUCUGAAGGCUUGAUAACCCCUGAAAAUGAGAAAUGUGAUCAUCCAGUGGGGGGUAUUCACUCAGAGAUGGGUAUAGAACGUCCACCUACUUUCAGUGACAAGAGAGAACAAAUAUUGGAAAGUCCGACAGAUGCCACAGAUAUUGGUUUUGGUAAUCGCUGUGGAAAACCCAAAGGACCAAGAGAUCCACCUUCAGAAUGGACAUGAUUCAGGGAGCUAAAAGACACUUUAAAUUAUACUGGAAAAUUCAAGUGCCACUGAAAGCCAGAUUUACCGUAUUCCAUCUUUAAUAUGUGGGACUAACAGCAGUGUAGAUCGUUACCUUAGUAUUUUUUGCUGGGACCAUCUACCUGCCUUAUAGGAAAAAGUAUUACGUAUGGUUUAUUUUGAAACUUCAAGUAUUAUUGCCUUAAUGUCUCUUAAUCCUGUUACACGCUGCUUGUAGACAUGUUAAUAUAGUAAUACUUUUAUGAUAUAUUGAGUUUAAGGACUACUCUUUCUCUGUUUUAUCAUGUAUGCAUUAUUUUGUAUAUGUACAGGGCAAGUAGGUAUAUAAUUUGAUAAAGUUGCAAUCAUAAAAUAUUAUUAACAGAAGAUGUAAGAAAUUUCUGCAUGGUCUAAAUCUUUGUGUACUUUAUUUGUAAAUUAUUUGCCCUGGAGUUUUAGAAAAUAGUUUCUGAAUUUUAAAAUUGCUGGAUUCAUGCAGCCAGCCUUGCAGGUUAUCAGAGAUCAAAGAUUGUAAUAAUAAUACAUUUUGUAAAUUGUAAGCAAAAAGUUAUUUUUAUAUUAUAUAUGGUCUAAUUGUUCAUCCUCAUUGUUCUUGUUUUCAUCUAGUCAGAGAUUCAGUAAGUGCCUUGGAACAAUAUUGAAUUCUCUUAGCUUGUGUGUGUGUUUCUUCAAUAUCUGAACUCAACUGGGAUAAGAAGACUAUCAAAAUACAUGUAUGUUUCAGGAUAUUUGACCUGCCAUUAAAAAAACAAACCGUUUUACAGUGC
This is a messenger RNA of Saimiri boliviensis boliviensis (Bolivian squirrel monkey), 3389 nucleotides long. It is a transcript of the gene PTPN12, whose product is annotated as protein tyrosine phosphatase non-receptor type 12. NCBI's taxonomy places the organism in Eukaryota, Metazoa, Chordata, Mammalia, Primates, Cebidae. Gene Ontology annotation, biological process: protein dephosphorylation. Gene Ontology annotation, cellular component: nucleus; cytoplasm. The record is from RefSeq and is a predicted model, not a curated record. Gene Ontology annotation, molecular function: non-membrane spanning protein tyrosine phosphatase activity.